Conger conger (European conger) is the source of this 6672-nucleotide messenger RNA. It is a transcript of the gene atp2b1a, whose product is annotated as ATPase plasma membrane Ca2+ transporting 1a. The transcript is spliced from 22 exons. Gene Ontology annotation, molecular function: P-type calcium transporter activity; ATP binding; ATP hydrolysis activity. The record is from RefSeq and is a predicted model, not a curated record. Lineage: Eukaryota; Metazoa; Chordata; Actinopteri; Anguilliformes; Congridae. Gene Ontology annotation, biological process: regulation of cytosolic calcium ion concentration; calcium ion transmembrane transport. The coding region runs from base 553 to 4359 and encodes 1268 amino acids. Gene Ontology annotation, cellular component: membrane; intracellular membrane-bounded organelle.
CCUCUUUCUUUCUGUUUUUUUCACUAAUAUUUUUCAGCUAGACUGCUACGGAGGGCUCUGGUCCCUCCCAAUACACACCCAUUUUCUUUAUUUGGGUUCCAAGCGGCUUUCAAACGCAAGUCAACUAGCAGACUUUUGAGCCACAGCUGAGUGCGUUUCCUGGGAAUGAAGAGAGAACAACUGGGAAGUGUUUCUUUUUAUGUUUGAUGGGUGCUGAAUGUAACGGGAGUGACUGGGCAUUCGCUGCAAGCAAAACUACAAUUUUAGCUAACCAGCUAAAGAGUGUGCAGAGCUCUUCAAACCUUUCCAUGCUUUUUCUGGGGCCGUGGCGGACGUCUGACGCCAUGAAAGAAUAGGCCUGAUGCUGUGCGAAGGAAAUGGCUUUUAACUCACCCACCUUCCUCAUCCUGGAAUCGGACUUGGCUCCCCUCGACAGGAUCUGAGCGGUUUAUGGGAGAUACCCGGUUUGGCCACUGAGGAUUUUUUCGUUCUUCUCUCCGGUUGGGACACCCUUUCCCCCCUGUAACCCGCGCGGCGUACGGCAGAGGAGCCAUGGCCAAGAACUCGUACAGCGGGGUGAAGAACUCCACGGCUGAGGCCAACCACGAUGGAGACUUCGGCUGCUCCCUCAAAGACCUGCGCUCCCUCAUGGAACUGCGGGCGACCGAGGGAUUGCAUAAAAUACAGGAAACGGGAGGCGUUCAAGCGCUCUGUUCCAGAUUGAAAACAUCGCCUAUAGAAGGUUUGAGUGGCCAGCCUGCAGACAUCAGUAAAAGGAAAGAAGCAUUUGGACAGAAUCUUAUACCUCCGAAAAAGCCAAAAACCUUUCUCCAAUUAGUGUGGGAAGCAUUGCAGGAUGUAACACUAAUUAUUCUAGAAGUGGCAGCCAUAGUUUCAUUAGGCCUUUCUUUUUAUAGACCUCCGGAGGCAGAGAGAGACCACUGCGGGAAGGCAGCUGGAGGCGUAGAGGACGAGGGGGAGUCGGAGGCGGGCUGGAUCGAGGGCGUGGCCAUCCUCCUGUCCGUCAUCUGCGUGGUGAUAGUGACGGCCUUCAACGACUGGAGCAAGGAGAAGCAGUUCCGCGGGCUGCAGAGCCGGAUCGAACAGGAGCAGAAGUUUACCGUGGUCAGGGGGGGUCAGGUCAUCCAGAUCCCUGUGGCCGAGAUCGUCGUCGGGGACAUCGCCCAAAUCAAAUACGGUGACCUCCUGCCGGCUGAUGGUGUGCUGAUUCAAGGCAACGAUCUCAAAAUCGAUGAGAGCUCUCUCACAGGGGAGUCCGACCAUGUCAAGAAGUUGCUGAAUAAAGAUCCCAUGCUGUUAUCCGGCACCCACGUCAUGGAAGGUUCUGGAAAGAUGGUGGUCACUGCUGUGGGGGUGAACUCUCAAACUGGAAUAAUCUUCACUUUACUGGGGGCUGGAGAAGACGAUGACGACGAUGAGGAAAAGGAGGAGAAGAAGAAGGAAAAAGAGAAAAAGAAAGAGAAGAAAAAUAAAAAACAGGAUGGCUCUGCUGAAAACCGCAAAAAAGGUAAAGCUCAGGAUGGAGCAGCUGUGGAGAUGCAGCCUCUCAACAGCGAGGACGGGGGCGAGCGCGAGAAGAGGAAAGCCAACCUGCCAAAGAAGGAGAAGUCUGUUCUGCAGGGGAAACUCACCAAACUGGCGGUGCAGAUAGGCAAAGCAGGUCUGGUAAUGUCGGCCAUCACGGUCAUCAUCCUGGUGGUCCUCUUUGUGGUCGACACCUUCUGGAUCCAAGGCCUUCCGUGGGUGAAAGACUGCACCCCCAUCUACAUCCAGUUCUUUGUCAAGUUCUUCAUCAUCGGCGUCACAGUGCUGGUCGUGGCGGUGCCUGAGGGUCUUCCGCUCGCCGUCACCAUCUCCUUGGCGUACUCCGUCAAAAAAAUGAUGAAGGAUAACAAUUUGGUGAGACAUCUGGACGCCUGCGAAACCAUGGGCAACGCCACCGCCAUCUGCUCGGAUAAAACCGGAACCCUGACCAUGAACAGGAUGACCGUGGUCCAAGCGUUCCUCGCCGAAAAGCACUACAGGAAGGUGCCGGAACCAGAGCUACUCCCAGGCAGCACCAUGGACCUUCUGAUCGUGGGGAUCGGGGUCAACUGCGCGUACACCACGAAGAUCAUGUCACCGGAGAAGGAGGGCGGGCUGCCUCGGCAGGUGGGGAACAAAACUGAAUGUGCCUUGCUGGGGUUCGCCUUGGAUCUGAAGAGAGACUACCAGGCGAUCCGCAAUGAAAUCCCUGAGGAGAAGCUCUACAAGGUCUACACCUUCAACUCCGUCAGGAAGUCCAUGAGCACGGUGCUGAAGAACGCUGACGGAAGCUACCGGAUGUUCAGCAAAGGGGCCUCUGAGAUCCUGCUGAAGAAGUGUUGUAAGAUCCUGAUGGCAAACGGUGAGUCCAAGGUGUUCCGACCGCGCGAUCGGGACGACAUGGUGAAGAAGGUGAUCGAGCCCAUGGCCUCCGAGGGCCUGAGGACCAUCUGCCUGGCCUACCGGGACUUCCCCGUCUCCGAGGGGGAGCCUGACUGGGACAACGAGAACGACAUCGUCACCAGCCUCACCUGCUUGUGCGUGGUGGGCAUCGAGGACCCCGUGCGACCCGAGGUCCCAGAUGCCAUCAGGAAAUGCCAGCGCGCCGGAAUCACGGUGCGCAUGGUCACCGGGGACAACAUCAACACGGCCCGCGCCAUCGCCACCAAGUGCGGCAUCCUGCAGCCCGGGGACGACUUCCUGUGCAUGGAGGGCAAGGAGUUCAACCGCAGGAUCCGCAACGAGAAGGGAGAGAUCGAGCAGGAGCGCAUUGAUAAAAUAUGGCCCAAGCUCCGGGUGCUGGCCAGAUCCUCUCCCACUGACAAGCACACACUAGUGAAAGGUAUUAUCGAUAGCACAGUCAUAGAGCAGAGGCAAGUCGUGGCCGUUACGGGAGACGGCACUAACGACGGCCCUGCUUUGAAGAAAGCCGACGUGGGAUUUGCCAUGGGCAUCGCCGGCACAGAUGUGGCGAAGGAGGCCUCGGACAUCAUCCUGACGGACGACAACUUCAGCAGCAUCGUGAAGGCGGUGAUGUGGGGGAGGAACGUGUACGACAGCAUCUCCAAGUUCCUGCAGUUCCAGCUCACCGUCAACGUGGUGGCUGUGAUCGUGGCCUUUACCGGAGCCUGCAUCACACAGGACUCUCCACUCAAAGCGGUGCAGAUGCUGUGGGUGAACCUCAUCAUGGACACCUUCGCCUCUCUGGCCCUGGCCACCGAGCCCCCGACCGAGUCUCUGCUGCUGAGGAAGCCCUACGGCCGCAACAAGCCCCUCAUCUCCCGCACCAUGAUGAAGAACAUUCUGGGCCACGGAGUCUACCAGCUCACUGUUAUCUUCACCCUGCUGUUCGCAGGGGAGAAGAUCUUCGACAUCGACAGCGGGAGGGACACCCCUCUGCACGCCCCCCCUUCCGAACACUACACCAUCGUCUUCAACACCUUCGUCAUGAUGCAGCUCUUCAACGAGAUCAACGCCCGCAAGAUCCACGGCGAGAGGAACGUCUUCGAGGGCAUCUUCAACAACCUCAUCUUCUGCUCCAUCGUGUUCGGGACCUUCAUCAUCCAGAUCGUGAUCGUUCAGUUCGGAGGGAAGCCGUUCAGCUGCGUGGGCCUCACUGUGGACCAGUGGCUGUGGUGCGUCUUCCUGGGCUUCGGCUGUCUCCUGUGGGGGCAGGUGAUUUCGUCCAUCCCCACCAGCCGGCUGAAGUUCCUGAAGACGGCGGGCCACGGCACGCAGAAGGAGGAGAUCCCCGACGAGGAGCUGGAGGACAUGGACGACCUGGAAGAGAUCGACCACGCCGAGCGUGAGCUGCGUCGCGGUCAGAUCCUCUGGUUCAGGGGGCUCAACCGGAUCCAGACCCAGAUGGAUGUAGUCAGUGCUUUCCAGAGCGGGACUUCCUUUCAGGGGGCCCUAAGGCGGCAGCCCUCCACCGCCAGCCAACAGCUCGAUAUCCGAGUGGUGAAUGCAUUCCGCAGUACCCUGUCCCCGUAUGAGGGCCUGGAGAAGCCCGAGUCCCGGAGCUCCAUCCACAACUUCAUGACGCACCCGGAGUUCCGGAUAGAGGACUCGGAGCCGCACAUCCCCCUCAUCGACGACACGGACGCCGAGGACGACGCCCCCACCAAGCGCAACUCCUCCUCGUCCCCGCGCGUGGCCACGCCCCCCACCCCGCCCUCGCCCAAUAAGAACAAUAACGCCGUGGACAGCAGUGGCGUGCACCUCUACCCGGAGACGGGCCAGUCCGGCAGCACCCCGCCCUCCCCGGCCCUCGCCCCGGCCAGCCCCCUGCACAGCCUGGAGACCUCACUUUGAUCCGGCCGCGCCCUCACCCCGUGGAGCAGGGCCGGAGCCGGAGGGGAGGAGGCGGGCGGGCCGGAGAACCCUCCGGAAGCCCAGAAGUACUGGACUUGAAACGAGAAGCGGGCAUUCGUCAGAAUGUAGGGGUUUGAUUUUGCUGUAACAUUUUUAUUUUUUAUUUUGUUUUAUUUUUUUUUUUGUAAUUACCCUCCUUAAAUAAAGAGGGCACUUUGUUUCAUCCCUCUCUCCCUGAUAAAUAUUUUCUGGCAGAAAGAGGAGGGAUGUGUAUAAACUUGGAUUAAAAGUGACCGGUUUUUGUGUUGUGUUUUAAUGAAGAUGGGGGGGGGAGGGGCGUUUGUUCUCAUGAAGACAGCGUCCGUCUCUCUGUCUGGAUGGGUCGGGGUGUAGGUCUGUCUGUCCAGACCCUUGCUCAUUGGAACACUUUAAUUUCUUCUAUAUUGCCUGUUAAUAUUUUUUGAAUUAUUUAUGGUCUCACAAAAGCAGGUCUGUUUACAUGGUUUGUAGAUACUUUUUUUUCAUGCGUUUGUAGGUGAAAAGGCUGAGGUUUGAGGCAGAGGGAAUUAUGGGGGGAGGGGGGGAUUGUAUAAAAACGAACGAUUAAUUGUCUCAGAUACUGCUGUAUUUUCAGGAAAAAAAGGGUGUUUCUAUUGAAACUGAACUAUUUUGCCUGCAAGUUAUAUUUGUUAAAUAUUUGUAGAUAAAUAGAUCCUUAUAGCCAAAUAGAUGACACUACGGCUUGUUUGAGCAGAGGUGUUGUAGUCUGUUUGGGUGGGGUGGGGAGGGAGAGAACGGGGAUACUGGCCUCUGUCCGUUUCACAUUUCUAUAAGUAUGUCCUACUGCAUUGCUUUAACACAUUUUUCAACGUUUGGCCUGGAGCGGCGUUCGUGGGAGAACCUCCUUCUCAUAUUUUCGGUUGGUUGAUUGAGGAGCUGGGCAGUAAUUGUUUAAACCGUGAUGCUGAGCUGCAGUGAAGUCCACCGCUGGAGCCUCCGUCUUGAAGGGCCCAUCACUGGAGAAGCAGAGCUGUCAGCUGGCCAUCUCCCUGAGAGAUCAUGAGACAAUCCCUUAUUUUUCUACUGCGAAGAUGGAGAAACGCCUGCAGGCUUCCCAGUGAAAUGGACCAGCUUUCACUCAGCAGUGGCGGCCUCUGCCCAUGGACAGUAAAAUCUAACGUUUGUUUACUCAGGCUUAGAUUACGGAUUAAGAUGAAAAUGGUUUAAUUGAAACCCGAAAGAAAAAAAAGCAUUUUAACCUCAGAUUUGUCUCUAGGUAGUCAUGUCGUCUUGGUCAAAAAAAGCGAGUGGAUUAUUUCCUUUUUUUUAAUUUUUUUAUUUUUUAGUAACUGAAUACUUCCUUCAGAGUUGUGGGUUGUUGACAUUUUCAGAAAUCAAAAACAAAAGAUGUUUGUAUUUUUUUUUUUUUUUUUUUUCUUCUUCCUCUUGGUCCAUAAGACAUUGUUAUAAAAUACUGCUGCAUAAAAUUUGUAAAAUUGUGACACCUGAUAUACUGGAAACACUAAUUGAUGUUAAUUUUUGCAGAAGAAUAGGUAUACACUGGUAUCACUGCACAGGGUACUUUAUUUCAUAAUGCCUCCUGUUGGGAAACUUUGAUACACACGACCAUGUAAAAUGUACCUUUGUAUUUUUUAUGGAAACGCAGAUAUUAACUUGCAGCCUACAGAACCAGAGCCUGGGUAAAUCGACACAAAUGCAUCUUUUGGUGAGGUUAGGGACGGGAAGGGUUCUGCUAGUUCUGCUUAAAAAUAUAUUUCUCAGGGUGGCAAAUGGUAUGAGUUGGGCUUUUAUACAAGCCUGAACUGAAAAUAUAAUUUUUUGUUUUUCUUGUGUGAAUUGGGUUGUUCACCAUGUCGGUCGCAUUUGUUUAUAACAACAGGUCAGUUGCUGAUGGUGCUCCCCUUUGAACCUGGUGUUAAACAGGGUUCACGUAGGGGAACGAGUAGCAUUGGGGCCUGGGUUUCAGUAGGCUUAACCACAAAUUUAUACUUGGAUUCAACUGUGUUUUCCUUGUAUUACAGAUAAAAAGCAGCUUGAGUUUGCAUAAGAAUGAAACUGAGGGAAAAAAAGAAUCCAUAAAAGCUCUAUUAUUUAGCAUCUUCCUCUAAAGGGAAAGAAUGUUUAUCCAUCUGUUUUAUGGAUUAUUAUUUUUUUAUCUAAGAUUUGGAAAUAAAGUACUUCAUGUCUGUUUAUCUUGAGCAAUGUAAAUGGUUAUCGUGAUUCGAUUUACAUUUGAAACUUGUCGAGUAAUGUGUAUGGUUUUUAAAAAUAAAAAAAAUAAUAUUUAGCCUA